AUGCCUUCGGCACGGCGGGUGCGCCUGCUCCUCGUAGGCGUCAUCGCCAUCGUAGUAAUGACCUUGGUCUACACCUCUCAGCUACGGCAGUCGCAAAGCCCAGACGUGAGGACAUUCGGGGACUUUUACGACCGGACCAAGAGUGAGCUGGAACGAGCGCGCGGCGGCCAAAAGAAGCAGCAGUCGGUCCUCGAUUCCAAGCCUGGGAGCGAUAAAGACGACGAUGCCCAGCUGGCCAAGGAAAUGUCAGACCGGCUUAAGGCUGCUGAACAGAAAGCAAAGGACUCGGCCAAUGCAAAGGCACCAAAGCCUGAUGCACCCGACAAGGUCAUCGGCGUGGGCAAUUCGGCUGCCGGACAGGACACGUCGAAAGACAAGGCCGGCAAUCAGCUCACAGAGAAGGAAACUGACGAGGACCACGAGGUCGAGACCACCAUCAACGAGAUACUCAAAAAGUCACCAGUCAUAAUCUUCUCCAAGACCUACUGCCAGUUUUCCAAGAAGGCAAAGGCCCUUCUCCUUAACAAGUAUUCCAUCACGCCCGAGCCCUACGUUGUCGAGCUGGAUGUGCAUCAGCUCGGCAGGCAGAUACAGGACAGGUUAGCAAAGAUGACGGGCCGGAAGACGGUGCCAAACAUCAUGAUCAAUGGCAAGAGCAUUGGAGGCUCCGACGAUAUCGCAGAGUUGGAUAAUGGCGGCGAAUUGGCUGAGAAGAUUCGAUCGCUUGGGAGCGUGGGCGGCAAGACCGUCGAGGUAAAGGAGCGAAACUGA
Molecule: messenger RNA, 771 nt
Organism: Diaporthe batatas
Lineage: Eukaryota; Fungi; Ascomycota; Sordariomycetes; Diaporthales; Diaporthaceae
Exons: 2
Coding region: 1-771 (256 amino acids)
Biological process (GO): cellular response to oxidative stress
Cellular component (GO): Golgi lumen; cis-Golgi network; cytoplasm
Molecular function (GO): glutathione disulfide oxidoreductase activity
Source: RefSeq, a predicted model, not a curated record